Molecule: messenger RNA, 1410 nt
Organism: Coniosporium apollinis CBS 100218
Lineage: Eukaryota; Fungi; Ascomycota; Dothideomycetes
Exons: 1
Coding region: 1-1410 (469 amino acids)
Molecular function (GO): RNA binding
Source: RefSeq, a predicted model, not a curated record
AUGGCCGCCAACGGAGAGAUUCUGAAGAGCUCGAAAAAAGACAAGAAGGACAAGUCGAAGAGAAAGGCUAAGCCAGGGGUUCUGAGCGAUACCAAUGAAGCAAUGGUGAACGUGCCCGAACCGACAACAGCAAACCAGGAAUCGAGCGCAGUACUUGAGUCAAGAACUCCACACAAGAGCUCGCGAAAGAGGAAGAGAGAAGCCCUGCCGGAUGAACUGGAGAUCGAUGUUUCCCUCCCUGAGCCCCCUUCCAAGAAGGCUCUCCGAAGAGCCAAAAAGGGCAAGCCCAAUCCCGCUCCUACCUCUGCGCCAAAGGGCGAAGCUGUGUCCGGCGAGGACGAGGAAUUAGAGAAUAAAGAGGAGGCGAAGCCAGCAAAGCGUUCAGAUUACGGCAUAUGGAUAGGCAACCUGCCAUGGACUGCUACAAAAGCCAGUCUCAAGACCUUCCUCACAGAACAUGCCGAGAUUGCCGACGACCAGAUCACGCGCGUACACAUGCCAGCGCCAACCGACGCAGCUAACGCCAACAAGAAGAUCAAGCCGCAGAACAAGGGCUUCGCAUAUGUCGACUUCGCCACGUCUGCCGCUCUGGAAGCCGCCUUGGCGGUUAGCGAGACAUUGAUGGGCGGGCGGAGGGUGCUCAUUAAAGACGCAAAGAGCUAUCAGGGACGUCCAGAGAAGGAUACCUCGGACGGAAAAGCUGUUGCGGCAGCCGCUGGAGGGAGCGGGAAACCGCCUAGCAAGCGCGUAUUCGUGGGAAAUCUAGGCUGGGACGUCACGAAGGAAGAUCUUGUGGAGCAUUAUUCGCGGUGCGGCGAGGUUGAGAAUGUACACAUGGCUACCUUCGAGGACUCUGGCAAGUGCAAGGGCUAUGCCUGGGUCACCUUCGCGGAGCUGGAGGCCGCUACGGCGGCUGUUCAGGGCUGGACGCGCAUAAAAGUUGAUGACAGCGAUGAAGAAGACGAAGUCGAUACUAAGGCUGAAGCGGAAGAUAACGAAAACACGACCAAGGGCGGAAAGAAGAAGAGCAAGAGCAAGUCCACAAGGAAGUGGUUCGUCAACAAACUUCAAGGCCGGCCGUUGCGGUGUGAGUUUGCGGAGGAUCCCACCUCGCGCUACAAGAAGCGCUUUGGCAAAGAUGCCCCUCGCAAGGAUGGAGACGAUGCCAAAGAAGUACCAGCAAUGACUGAGGAUGAUGCUGGAGCUGCGGUUGCGUCAUCGCGAAGCAGAACGCUACGCAGCGACACAGCAGCUCGGAGGUCUGAUAGGCAGCGCCCACAUGGCGCGCUCCGUGGUCAGGGGCGAAAGGUCGAUCCCCGCAGUAUCAAGCCAGGUGCUGCACACUCAAACGCCCAAAGGUCGACAGCGGCGAUUAUUGAGUCGCAAGGCAAGAGGACCACCUUCGAGUAA